Cladophialophora bantiana CBS 173.52 is the source of this 2550-nucleotide messenger RNA. RefSeq lists its product as uncharacterized. The transcript is spliced from 2 exons. Lineage: Eukaryota; Fungi; Ascomycota; Eurotiomycetes; Chaetothyriales; Herpotrichiellaceae. The record is from RefSeq and is a predicted model, not a curated record. The coding region runs from base 1 to 2550 and encodes 849 amino acids.
AUGGAUUACCUUCCUCUGCCCAGGGUUCGACAGCACGAAUUGCCUGUGGCCUUACUCUUCGGAUGUUCCAGCUACGACCAUGGCAGCUUCGAGGAUUUUCCGAGGCGAUCUGGCUGGGAUAUCACCAAGCUGCUCAGGGGAGAGCUAGAUGGGAAAGAGCCUUCGACUGCAGCGGCUUUUCUUCAGCAUUGGCUUUAUUUUGGCAUUAUCCAAACUGUGUUUUCUGUUGCAGAGAUACCGUUCCACCUGUCAAGCUUCGUUGUGGUUCAGCCUGAUUUUACAACGACGAAUUACUUCACCCGCCUUCUGAAACGGGAUCAUCAAAGGGUUUGUACAGUCCUCCAGGAUCUGGAUCGCCGGGGCGUUCUUAGUCCGCCGGAUCAACUGCCAAAUGGCGGGACGCCACUGCGACUGUUUGUUACAGGAAAGGCUCUCGUUUCGGGAUUAAAGGAUCUGGAAAGCAAGGCGGGCUCGGCCUCCGAGGAGCAAAGGCAGCACGCAUUUGGGAGAAUCAACUCUGAGGUAGACGUAGCGCUUCACAUUCUUCGCCUCUUCGCUGAGGCAACAUCUACUGCCAGGGAUGCCGAGGAUCGUGAUUUCCAGCAGCUCCUUCGGGCUGUUUUGCCGGGAGAAAUUGAGCUCUCAAUCGUGUUGUUGGCCGAGACUAUCAAGCACAAACUGGUGGAUAUCUAUGGUUCACGACUCAGUCUCCGGCCCCUAGGCAGCCAGUGGUUGCUUGAAAAGAUGCAAGAUCUUGGCUGGUGUCAAGCGUUUUUAGCAUACUUGUUGCAUCGAUAUGGGAUGCGUUUCAUCUACUACGGUUAUCUACAGGGCUCCAUUCCCAACCGCGGCCUCGAUCAUUCAAAAUGCCAGGGGAGUCGUUGCGUGGCAAACAACAUUGACAAGGCCACAUAUGUCACCCAGCACGCCAGAUCAGAACUCGUCUUCAGGCCCCGAUGGUGGGAGCCACACUCGGCUGUCUUGCGCCGGGUCAACCGCGCUUGGUACGGGAAGCGAAGUUCUGUCUGUGACUGCGGUCAUGUAAGUCCAGAUAUUCAGAAAGUCCAAAGCAUCCUACACAGUGGUGGCAUUCCCUUGAUAUCACUCCGAACGCCACGCUUCUUGGACGGCAAGUCGCGUCUCCUAAACGUUCAACUUGAAGUGGUCGAGUGGGAGCCCAGUAUCCCCUUCACUGCGAUUUCACAUGUGUGGUCUGAUGGAUUGGGAAACCCAACCUCAAACUCACUUCCUCUUUGCCAAUUGUUGGAGCUCCGGAACAUCCUCUUAAGCUCUAGGGCUGACAUUCCCAAUGUGAAGUCAUUGAUAUUCAGCGGACUGAAGAAUAUCUUAGUCGCAUUUACAACGUCUCCUCAGAAUUUGUAUUUUUGGAUGGACACUUUAUGUGUGCCGCUUGAUCCCGGGACUCGCAAGUUAGCCAUCCUCAAGCUAACUGGCUGCUUCAGGAACGCCGCGCUAGUCCUAGCUCUAGACUCUUUCAUGAUGCGUUGCAGUUCCUCGAUGCCAGAGAACGAUAUCUUAUACCAACUCAACUUGUCAACUUGGACUCGAAGAAUGUGGACCUUUCAAGAAGCCGUGGUUGCCCAGCGAAUUCACUUGCAAUUAUCGGACGGGUAUGAGAGAUUGAUCCAUCUCCCUGUACACUUCCAUCGGUGGAGCGCGUCCAGCGAUGUGGUUAUUACCAUGGAUGUGCGGAAAAACCUCCUGCUUUUCCCCCUUACCGUCGCGGGCUUGCAACUCGAGUUAAUGUCUGCUCAACCGCGCCUACUGGCUGUUGCGCUUGCGCUUUCAGGUCGGACGACAAGCUGGCGCACCGACGAAGCAAUCUCUGUCGCAACUCUCCUCGGAGUAGGCCUUGAUGAGGUCCUCGCCGUUGACGACGAUGGAGAACAGAGGUGGCUAGCACUCCUUCCCGCCCUAAAGAACCUCCUAAGUCCGAGCGUUAUCUUCAUGCGCGGGCCCAAAAUGACUUCCCCAGGCUUCCGCUGGGCACCAUCGACGUUUCUAGACUUGGACAGAGAAACUGAAGUGGCAUUCCUGACGCGGAGAGAGACCCAAGACGAACUGCCCUUGCAAAUUUCCAACAGGGGCGUAGUCGUUACGUUCCCGGGCCUGCUAUUCGGCACAAUUCCCAAACCCCUCACAUCGACUUUCUGUUUCGAAUCCAGGGCCACCGCAAAGCGGUUUUGGGCAACCACCGGGCUUCGUCCCGAUGGCAGAGCAUACUGGGAUAUCGCAAACAUUCCCACCGGCACGGCCUACGGACUUGUCAUGCAGCGGGUCCCUGACGAGAACUCCAAAAACACCAGGGCGGUCUUGCUUGCUGACUGUUCAGUAGAAGACGAGGUCAUUUACGGUUCAUAUAUCUGCGUGCUUCACACUGAAAGGUUACUCCAAAAGGUAGAUCGCCCGCCGUACGUUACCGAACAGACCGUGUGGGGGAUUAUUACAGCUAUCCCAGACUUCAGAGAGAAAUGCUGGUUUCCGGAUGUUGAAAUAGAGUUUCCGAGACAGACCUGGUGUAUUUCUUAG